CAAAUCCUCCAGGAAGAAUACGAAGACCUCAGCAAGACGAGCUGGAUCGGAGGUUUACGCCCGACCGUUGAGAGCGGCAGUGACCCGAGAGCGUGACCGGGAAAUAGAUGCUAAGUGCCUGCUUCCCUCAGUGCCGCUCACUGACGCUGCAGCUUUCCCCCACUCGUCCUGUUGCCCUGUCUCGCCUUGUGCCAGCCAGGUUUCGCCCAUUCCCUUUCCAUCCGCAUUCAAGCACUCCGUCCAAACCUACGUACUAGGUAGGUAGGUACCUCUAGUGAAGGCCCUGCACAGUCAGUGCAGCUACCAGUGCCGCUGUCGGUUUCCCGCUACCAACAAUAAACCCCGGGCAUCUUCUCUUGCUCAACCGGGCGGCAUCCUCUUCAAGCAAGCGAGCCCCAUCAACCUUGCAACACAAAUCGCCAUCAUCGACAAUUAGGUCUUCGUCCUUUCCCCCCGACAACAACUUUCCAUUCUUUGUACCAGUAUACAAUAAAUAGCACGCUUGAAAGACAAGAGGCGCCAGUGCUACCAACACGUCGGCACACCAUCUCCACGGCUUCUUGACCAACUUGGACCGAACCUCCACCCUCCGCUCACGCCGCCCCGACUUUCCUCCCGUCUUUCUGAGGGCCAUCUCGUCACUCCUAGUCUUCCACCGUCUACCUGCCAAUAAGCAGAGGCUCCCUUGACCUGGCAUUUGAUCAACCUGCAGCCCUGGUCCCCCUAGCACCUUAACCCACCCCGACGAGCAAUCAACCGAUCCUCGCGCUUACUUAGUCAUCCAUCGCCUUGCCUCUUGUCGCGCUCCUCCCGACAACUUGCUCGACGACUCUACACAUCUCUCUUCGCUUGCCACCAGACUGGCACGACUUUUAUCAUGAGGCUACGUGCUUCUCUCGACAUAAUCGCCGACGACCGGAGAACACCGAUGGCCCACGGGGACGCGGCUCCCGAAGCUCACUCGGAGGCCGCCCAACAGCAGGCUCAAGACGAUUCACGAUCAACUUCGUCGUCGAGCACCCCUCCGCCCGUCGACAAUGAAGAAUCCGACUUCUUUCUCGCUGCGAACGACUCCCAGUCGUCGCUAGGCGUUCCCAAUAUCGAGAACAUGCAAGUCGCCGACGAGGAGUGCCGUGUAGCGCCUAUUAAUCGCUUGCCCAACGAACUACUCAUUGCCAUCUUCGUCAAACUCACAACCUCCUCAGAUAUUCUCCAUGUCAUGCUGACAUGCAAGUCAUGGGCUCGGAAUGCAGUGGAAAUUCUGUGGCACCGUCCAGCUUGCUCAUCCUGGGAACGACACACGAUCAUCUGCCAAACUCUCAGUGCGCCACGACCGUACUUCGCCUACCGACAUUUCAUCAGGCGACUCAAUUUGUCAGCCCUCGCUCCCGAACUCAACGAUGGCAGUGUCGAGUCUUUGGAGAUGUGCAGUCGUGUCGAGCGACUGACCAUGACUGGUUGCAAACGCAUCACGGAUGCUGGUCUCCUCAAAUUGCUACGGAACAACACUGGCCUCCUGGCUCUCGACAUUUCUGGCAUGGAAGACAUCACGGAAACUUCUAUUAACGCUGUGGCGGAAAAGUGCUCUAGACUACAGGGCCUUAAUAUCUCCAACUGCACUAAGAUCUCAAUUGCGAGUCUGGUGCAGCUGGCGCAGAGCUGCAGAUUUAUCAAGAGGUUGAAAUUGAACGAGUGCGCUCAGGUGACUGACGAGGCCGUCAUCGCAUUCGCUGAGAAUUGCCCCAACAUCCUCGAGAUCGAUCUUCACCAAUGCCGCCUAAUUGGGAACGAUCCGGUUACGGCGCUUAUGUCUAAAGGCAAAGCUCUUCGAGAGCUCCGCCUUGCGAGUUGCGAUUUGAUCGACGACUCUGCCUUCCUUUCCUUACCUCCAAACAAGACCUACGAGCAACUCCGAAUCCUAGACCUGACGUCUUGCUCCAGACUGACGGACCGAGCUGUUGAGAAGAUCAUUGAUGUAGCUCCUCGCUUGCGCAACCUCGUGCUCGCGAAGUGUCGUAACAUCACAGAUGCUGCUGUGUUCGCUAUCGCCAGGCUGGGCAAGAAUCUGCACUAUGUCCAUCUGGGCCACUGCGGAAACAUCACAGAUGAAGCUGUCAAACGUCUGGUUCAAUGUUGUAACCGGAUUCGAUACAUCGACCUCGGUUGCUGCGUCCAUUUGACAGAUGACUCUGUCGUGAGACUUGCUACUUUGCCCAAGCUUAAGCGCAUUGGUUUGGUCAAAUGUUCAAAUAUCACAGAUGAGAGUGUCUACGCUCUUGCUAGGGCGAAUCAACGCCGGCCUCGCAGAGAUGCUGACGGUAAUCUUGUUCCCGGGGACUGUUACAACAACAUGCACCACAGUAGCCUUGAGAGGGUUCAUUUGAGCUAUUGCACCAACCUGACAUUGAGGAGUGUCCUAAGACUUCUGAACGCGUGCCCUCGUCUCACUCACUUGAGUGUUACGGGUGUCCAAGCGUUCCUGCGGGAGGAUUUGGAGAGUUUCUGCCGCGAGGCACCAGCUGAGUUCACCGAACAUCAGAGAGCUGUUUUCUGCGUCUUUUCCGGCCAGGGGGUGACGAAUCUUCGGCGCUACCUCAACAGCGAGCACAAUCUGACAGAGAUCGCUCGUGGUGCAAGACCAAUCGACGAAGGAGUGCCGAACCGAGUCGGCCCCGUUUUCCCAGGAACAGCAGUCAACCCCAUGCAGGUCACUCCACCUGGUCACCAUGGCGCAGCAGCUGCGUUCAUUGACGAUGGCGAGCCUGAUGCGGUGGACGACGAUGAUGGCUUGGAAGAUGGGAGCGAGAUGGUAAUUGACACGCAGCCAAUGCUGCACAAUCACCAUGCGGUUAUGGGCGGUACUGCGUUCCCUAUACAGGGCGUGGCAUCCACAGAACAGCUGCUGCCGCCGCCACCACCUGCGAUACAGCCACAGCAGCACCUCGUUACGAACCCCUUCCACUUUGUUCCUGGCCAGCCUUUUGCCAUACCACCUCAUGGCCUUCAGUUUUAUGAGGCGGUGCGGGCGACAGAAUCCGGUGCCGUUUCUGGGACCCCUACGCAUGUUCCGUUAGUUGGUCAAGCGACGGGGCUGGAAUCAACAAUCGCUGAAGGCAGCCAUCAUUCAGGAGUUGCCAGGAACUCACCAGGUACAGCAACAUCUCAAAACCCAGAUGCAUCGCAGGCCGUCCCCCCAAACCCGAUGGGGAAUAUCGAGCUGGCGAUACUCACAGGCAACCGAAAUCCUGAUCUGGGUGGCAGUGGAGGGGCGUCUGUAUAGCGCGCGUUGCGGUUUUACUUUGAGCAAUAAUGCCACGGCUUCUUCCUAGUUCGCGAUGGAUGAGUGGGGGUGGAUGGAAAUACGGUUUUACUUCUGGUGGUUCGUGGGAUACAUAAAAUUUUGACUGGAAUACUUCGCAGGCUGUAGCGGGGCGUUUCAAUGACUUUAUGAUUAUCGCUGUGUGCUCAUCGAAGAUGCCGAGUGGCUCGUCUUCUUAUACCGGGAGCUGCGGCUUUUCGAAGACCUAAGAGGUUACCCAUUACAUUAGGCUAGAAGAUUGUUAUUUAUGCCUUUGCCUUCAUUCGUAUCUGCUUUUAUUUCGAGUUUUGACAUUUCUUCAGUUGGCCUUCGGUACGCGAUGAGCACCAAUGGGGGGUCCUCCACCAACAAUAGAAGAACGUGUGCCGACAGCACGCAACAGGAUGGCUCGUGCAGGACAAAAUUGAUGACAAUCGAAUUCAGAUUUUGACUCUGCACCCGUCGAACGGCUGGGCGGCUUUAAGGCAAGAAACCAUGACAAAAAUGGGUUGGUUAGAUACCACAAAUACUACAGAAUUGUAUAGACUUCAUAGGCGCUGUCGUAGAGCAUUAAAUACAAUAGAUUUCGUUG
Molecule: messenger RNA, 3890 nt
Organism: Neurospora crassa OR74A
Lineage: Eukaryota; Fungi; Ascomycota; Sordariomycetes; Sordariales; Sordariaceae
Gene: hpth-1
Product: ubiquitin ligase complex F-box protein GRR1
Exons: 4
Coding region: 878-3280 (800 amino acids)
Molecular function (GO): protein binding
Source: RefSeq, a predicted model, not a curated record